Messenger RNA from Onychostruthus taczanowskii (white-rumped snowfinch), 655 nucleotides. It is a transcript of the gene EMC6, whose product is annotated as ER membrane protein complex subunit 6. Gene Ontology annotation, cellular component: endoplasmic reticulum; EMC complex; membrane. Lineage: Eukaryota; Metazoa; Chordata; Aves; Passeriformes; Passeridae. The record is from RefSeq and is a predicted model, not a curated record. The coding region runs from base 147 to 479 and encodes 110 amino acids. Gene Ontology annotation, biological process: protein folding in endoplasmic reticulum; autophagosome assembly. The transcript has a single exon.
CCCCGCCCCCUGCUCCCCGCCAGGACGGGCGGGAGGGCCCGCGGGGCUCUCCCGGCGGCCUGAGGGCGGGCGGGCUCGUACAGCGCGUGUUUGCUUCACCUCAGUGUCGGUGCGAGCGAGGAGGUGCCCGAGCCCGGCGCGGAGCCAUGGCCGCCGUGGUGGCCAAGCGCGAGGGGCCGCAGUUCAUCAGCGAGGCGGCGGUGCGGGGCAACGCGGCCAUCCUGGACUAUUGCCGCACCUCGGUGUCCGCCCUGUCGGGCGCCACGGCCGGCAUCCUCGGCCUCACCGGCCUGCACGGCUUCAUCUUCUACUUCCUGGCCUCCGUCCUCCUCUCCGUGCUGCUGGUGCUGAAAGCCGGGCGGCGGUGGAACAAGUACUUCAAGUCGCGGAGGCCGCUGUUCACGGGGGGGCUCGUGGGAGGGCUCUUCACCUACGUCCUGUUCUGGACUUUCCUGUACGGGAUGGUUCACGUGUACUGAGCGGCUCCGCCGCUACCGGGGCUGCGGGACUGUUGCCAAAAGUCACUACACAAUAGGCCGGCUCACUUUCCAAACUGUCGUCCGUGGCUCGUGUCGUUAAUGCCGUUGGUAAAUUAUGUCCAAGUACGAAUUAAUCAGUAGCACUGUUCUAAUUAAACUGAAUGUGAAGCACCGUU